Molecule: messenger RNA, 12993 nt
Organism: Diabrotica virgifera virgifera (western corn rootworm)
Lineage: Eukaryota; Metazoa; Arthropoda; Insecta; Coleoptera; Chrysomelidae
Product: sulfhydryl oxidase 1-like
Exons: 2
Coding region: 819-2750 (643 amino acids)
Biological process (GO): protein folding
Cellular component (GO): Golgi membrane
Molecular function (GO): protein disulfide isomerase activity; flavin-dependent sulfhydryl oxidase activity
Source: RefSeq, a predicted model, not a curated record
AUUAGCGUCUCUUUGGAAAGACAAAGAAGUCGACUUUUCAAAGUAACAAGACAUUUACUUAACACAUUACUUCUGUACAUUUCUUUAAAUACUAGUAAGGUACAUUUUUCUAAAGUGUUGAAAUUGGAAGAGGGCGGCAAAUAUUAAGUUGCACACGGGCGGCCAACACCUUAGCGGCGGCCCUGUAUUUUAUUUAAAUUAUCUUUACAUUUAGUAGAAUUUUGUAGGUAUUAUAAAUAUAUUUCUCACAAAUUUCAUAUUAAAUUCCUUUGGAGCCUACGUCCAAACCCACGUUCCUGUUCAAAGGAUUGUUUUAAUAUAAUAAUUGCCACGAAUUUCAUUUAAGUAUUACGCCGAAAUUACAUUGAAAUGUGGAAGUCCCGUUUUUUUAUUCGCAUUGUAUUCAAAAGAUAAUGUAGGUAGAUUGCGAAACAUUAAUCUGAUUUACGUGCUGAAUAAUGAUUGGGUAAUUAAAUUUAUAAAAAGUAAUAUUUUAAUCAAAAGCUUAAUUAUUUCAUAAAUGAGUUUUUAUAUUAUAAUAUUAAACAAAUUUAAUAAAAACAUCAAGUUCGUAUUUAAUCUUAUUAAUUCCUAAAGUCUAAAGUACUAAAGUGUAAAUAAAUAAUUAAUUAUAAGGGAAAUUAUUUAUCCCUCCUUCACUGCGGUUUGACACAAGAGUUGUCAAGUGAUAUGUGAUAUCAACAAACAAACCCUAACCCAACUUUUUCGUUUGUUUCCUAGAACACUUUUUCAAGACAUAUGUUUUAAUAAAGUGAUAAAAAGAUAUAGUUUCAUUUUGGAGACAGUCCCUGAAAAACAUGUCGCAUAAAUAUUCAUCUUCAUUAAUUUGCAACUUCUUAAUUUUGUGUGCACUUUUUGGAUUUUCCAACAAUGCAGGUAUCAUGAAACCUCUGAAGGAUAAAGCUAAUGUAGGUAUAUUUUCCAUGAGUUCAAAUGAUUAUAAGAAGUAUUCAGAAAAAAUUGGUCUUUAUUAUUUAAAUGACGACGUUGAAAUUCUAACAGUAGAUAAUUUUAAAAGUGAACUUUAUGGCAACAAAAGGGCAUGGAUAAUUGAAUUCUACAAUGCUUGGUGUGGGUUUUGCCAACGAUUUGCACCUAGUUGGAAGCAGUUUGCAACAGACAUAAAGGAUUGGAAAGGUUUAGUAGGAGUAGGUGCCAUAGACUGUUCAGAUGAAACGAACACCGCAAUAUGCAGAGAAUUUGAAAUAAUGGGUUAUCCAACUCUUAAAUAUUUCCAUGAGAUGUAUGAAGAGGGCGCCACAAAUUUAGGACUGAAUAUUAAAACAGGAGGAGACGCAGCAGCACACAAACGUGUUCUUUUACAUACUAUAAUGGAUGAACAAACUGCCGAUAGGGGUAAAAUGUUCCCUACACUUCAACCUUUUACAGGUAGUCUCAAAGAUUUGUUUACAUUGGACAAUGAUCUCGCGUUUCUCGUUGUACAACAAAAUGUCUCCGAUUAUGUAGGUCAGGAAGUUAUGAUGGAUUUACAUAAAGUUAAAAACGUUAAUGUUAGGUAUAUUCUGAAAAAUGAAACAGUUUUAGUAACUAAAUUUGGCGUUACAAGUUUUCCAGCAUUGGUAGUUAUAAACAAAGAUGAAACUCACCAACUUUUAGAUGUUAAAGCCAAAGCUGAGUCAAUUAAAAAUGCCAUUCAAAAAUAUUUAUAUCCACACAAAACAACUAAUAGUAAUGAAGAACUAAUUAUUAAUAGAGAAGAUAAACAUUCACAAAAUGUAGUUAAUUUCUUAGACGAAAGGGAGAGAGCCAGGUUGAAAGAUAAAAUAAAGAGGAUGGGCGACGUAGUCUUCCAAAUGGAUUUAGAAUCUACUCUUAGGUAUUCUCUCAAACAUGAGGUAGGACUAGUUAAGGAAAUUACUGACGAGAGACUCCAAGCACUUAAAAACUACAUAAACGUCCUCUACAAGUAUUUUCCGUUUGGAAGAAAUGGAAAACUAUUCCUUCACGACUUAAAAGAGUUUGUGUGGUACAAAACUGCAGUUAAAGGAUCUGAUAUUGCAAAUUUUCUUAAACACGCUGAAAUGGAAAAUCAACUAGUGUUUUCUUCGCCACUAGGCCAGUGGUUAGGUUGUAAAGGUAGUGCAGAUAAUUAUCGAGGAUAUACUUGUGGCAUGUGGAAGUUAUUCCAUUAUCUGACUGUCAACGCUGCAGACGAAGCUGUCGGUUCAAAUCCUAGAGUUGUUCUCGAAGCAAUGCAUGGCUAUAUCAAAUCCUUUUUUGGUUGUUAUGAUUGCAGUCAACAUUUCCAAGACUUGGCCAGAAGAAGGGCUCUAUCUAAUGUAUCGUCAUGGGAUGAUUCGGUUUUGUGGCUGUGGAGCGCACAUAAUGAAGUCAACAAAAGAUUGUCGGGAGACGAAACGGAAGAUCCAGAAUAUCCCAAAUACCAAUUUCCCUCCAAAGUGAAUUGCCCGAGGUGUUACACCAAAGAAAAUACUUGGAACAUUCCAGAAAUAUUUUACUAUCUCAAACACGUCUACACUAGUAUUAAUGUGCGAUAUAUUGGUUCAGAUACAAGAAUAUUGCAUCUAGGACUUGAUGGUUCUCCAGAUUACAAAUCUGAACCAGGAUUUUUUAAAACCGUAGACACAGCAUUUUGUUUUAUACUUUAUGUAGCUUGUUUUAUGUUGAUCUUAGUACUAAUAUAUCUGUUUUCGAAAAGAGGUUAUAAGAAAAAGGCGUAUUUGCAUGAUAUACAUGGAAAAGUAUGAUUUUUUAACAAAAUUUGUUUAGUUAAUUAAUUCAAAGCAAAGUCAUUUAAACUAGAUUCCGAUUAAGGGGCCUUUAUCUCUUUAUCAUUUAAACUAGAUUCCGAUUAAGGGGCCUUUAUCUCUUUAUCAUGUAUUCAGUUCGAAAAAAAAACUAUUUAUUUUGGAAAUUAUUGUGUGACUUAUGGUAAACUGGGUUCGCUCAACUGAGACGUGUUUUGACCAGAGACAUGUAAAAGGGUAGACUUGGCUAGGGAUAUGCCACUCAAUGCAUCGAGGUGUAACGUCGACAUAGGAUUGAGUGGUCUAGCCAUCUUGGUCGGUCACAUGUGCGGGAUCGCUUGGUUAAAUGAGAUAGAUAGACCACCGAUCGACUAUUUGCAUGCUGUUUCCGCGUUACGCUUUUUUGGUGAGUAUGCCGAGUCUAGGCUUAAUAUGUCAAUGGUUUUGACAGAUUCAGAGUAGGAAACAUACAAUACAAAAAUUCCUACCUCACACUAUUAACAGCACAAAUAACCUUACUCUUUCAUUAAAAAAAGAAGAAUUAUUGGAAAUGGUGGGAGUGUAUACUAAACUCUUGUGGAAUUUAUUUCAAAAUAUUUUUAUUUUGUAUAAUAAGUAAUUUUCUCAUUUGUUAUCAAUACAUUAUAUUAUGGUGUAAAUAAAUAAUAAUUAUUGAUUGGGAUAAGAUUUAAGUUAUUUACGUUUGUUUAUUCUUAAUAUUGGCUAUGAGUAUGUGUUUGAUUGUAGGUAAUUUCCAGCCACGUCUAGUCUGUCAAAAUGUAACUAACUUUGCAAAAAAAAUAAUUACUAAAAUUACUAGACAGUUGCGUCUGAGAUUAGCGAACCGACUAUACAGGGUGUUAGUAAAUAAGUAUGACAAACUUUAAGGGGUAAUUCUACAUGAAAAAAUAAUGACAAUUUGCUGUAUAAACGUAUGUCCGCAAAUGCUUCGUUUUCGGGAUACGGGGUGUUGAAAUUUUUAUUUCAAACUGCCAAUUUUUUUAUUGCUCUAAGACCGGUUGAGCUAUGAAAAUUAAAUUUGGUUAGUUUUAAAAGGUAGUUAUUGCGCAUUUUUUGACAUACAAAUAACAAUUUUGUAUUCAUCAUUGGCGCGCCUAAGGGUAAUGGUCUGAAUUUUUUAAAGAAAAAAAUAGUACGCCACUGAGAUUUGUCAAAUUAAAAAUCAUUUUUGAAUUCCUCGUUCAGUUUACGAGAAAAAAUCUUUCUUGCCUAUUUUUCACAUGAGGCGCCGUUUUUAUGCAAAACAUGAAACAUCUUAACGUUUUCAAAGUUUUUGAAAUAAGUUUUUAUUCAUUUGGAAACUACCUCGAAUAAUUUGUAAGCGUUAAGAUGUUUUAUUUUUUUGUAUAAAAACGGCGCCUCAUAUAAAAAAAAGGCAAGAAAGAUUUUUUGUCGUAAAUUGAACGAGGAAUUCAAAAAUGAUUUUUAAUUUGACAUAUCUCAGUGGCGUAAAUUGAACGAGGAAUUUAAAAAUGAUUUUUAAUUUGACAUAUCUCAGUGGCGUACUAUUUUUUUCUUAAAAAAUUUAGACCAUUACCAUAAUAUGUUCUGUUAUUGUUCUAGUUUGUUAUUAUUAUGUUGGAGAGUUCUUGAUAAUGUAUUAACCUUCCGAUGACCAACCUUUUUUUGUUACACGGAUGACCAGACCAAGGGGGGGGGAAUGACCCCAGGUCAAAAAUGUCAAAAGUGACAAUUCACAAAAAAGUUAAGUUUUUUUUAUGGCAUGGACUUUAUGUCAUUCAGCCAGUCACAACAUGAGUAUUAGUGUCAUGUGUAGUGUGUAUGUUGAGUACCGUAAAAUGGGGUUAAUUUGACCGAAAACAUAGAAAAAUAUCUAUUGUGAUAUACUUCAGCCACCCUGUAUAAUUUUUAAAAUUAUUUUUAACGAUUCAAAUUUAUAAAUAUCUAAGAAUUCAUUUUUAAAUUAAAAAAAAAAAAGAAUUAAUAUUCCAAGGGUUGUUAAAUCCACCGAUAUAACGAAUUAAGAAAAAAUGGUUUAAAAUCGGUCAAAUUAACCCCACCUAAAAGAAAAAUAAGUUUAACAGGCAAAAAGCAUAUACGGUCAACUUCCCCCCAGAUGGGGUGAACUUGACCAAAGGCAUUUUUUAUUUUUUUUUCUAAGUCAUGAAUAUUUUCUUGUAAUUAUAAUUAAAUCUACUGAAAGUACACGCCUAAACCCAUAACAUAUUUGCAUAUACAAAAAUGUAGCAAAAUUUAAAAUAUUAUUUUUAAAGGAUUAAAGUACAAAAUCGGUCAAAGUCGCCCCAUUUUACGGUAAGUGUCUUGUUACUUUGCAAAGUCGACGUCAUUACGGUAUUUUACUAAACAUCAACUUCAGAAUAUAUUUUUUAUUCGUAAAAUAUAGGGAAUUUUUUUUAUUUCAAAAUAUGAGGAUAUCUAGAAUGAUAUUAAAGUCAAAUAAAAAAAAUAAUGAGUUAAAAGUUGAAAAUACUUUUGAAUUUAUUAAAGAAAAACAUACGCUGGGGUCACAAUUUAAGGUUAAGAAAUGAAAAAUACGCGCGAAGAGGUUUUUUUUGCAUAAAUACGGUGCACCAUAUAAAAAAAAACAAGAAAGGUUCUUUAUCAUAAAUUAAACGUGGAAUACAAAAAAAUUUUUUUAUUUGAAAUAUAUCAGUGGCGUACUAUUUUUUUCUUAAAAAAAAAUCAGAUUAUUACCCGUAGGCGCGCCAAUAAUGAAUACAAAAUUGUUAUUUGUAUGUCAAAAAACAGGGUUGGCAAAAACCAAGGUUUUUUCGAAAAAACCAAAAAAAACAGGUUUUUUUUAUACAAAAUAUAGUAAGUCCAAAAACUUUAAAAAUGAAUAAAUUAUUUUAUAAAAUUAGCUAAUAAACAAUGAAAAAAAUGAUUAAGACAACUUUUAUUUUUAUUUACACACACAAAAAAUUAAUAUUAGAAAAAAAAACAUUAUCAAACGUUAUAAUAUUCAAAAUAACUAAGUUCAAAAGUAAAAAAAAUAUAAAUUAUUUAUCUUAAUUUUCUUCAUUUGCGUCAGCUGUAGUAAAAACUUCAAAUUAAAACACCAGUUUGGAGGCUCAGUAAAAAAAAUAAAAGCAUAAAACCAGAUUUAAACUAACUGGUUUUUUAAAGAAAAAAAUCAGUUGGUUUUUUACCAGUCUAUUAUAAAAUUUUACCCAACUAACAACUGUAGUGUAAUAAUUCAGUAGCUGUCAAUAAAACCAUUUUUUUACUCCACGACUUCAACAUAUAAUUUAUCAUCGUCGAUCGAAAUGAAACGGACACAGGGCAUUAGAAAUAAUGCGAAACUUAUAUUACAUCGAAUUGUCCACAUAUAAAAAGUUGUUCCUAUAUUUGAGAGUGCAUUUAUUAAGCAAAAAAAAUUAGAACCCUAAUAUACCAUAAAAGGCACACAAUAAAUUCCAAAAUAAAUAUAUUUUUUUCGAAAUUGACACAUGAUAAAGGCCCCUUAAACAUUUACGUUAGCAAGACACACCACAUGGAUUAAAGGCAUUGUUUAUUAAUGUGGGAUUUGGGUAGAAAACCUUGAAGUCAAUAAAUCUAACUUCACUGUCUAUAUUCUACUAAUUUUUGUUCUUGUUCUUCGUCUUAUUAUUUUCUUCUCUUUUUCUACUUCCUAUUCUUUGAGUGUAACCAUUGUUGUAAGUGUUUUACCUUUCCAACGGCAGGUCUGAUGGUUGUGUUUUAAUUUAAUGCUAAUAGGAAAGAAAUAUCAGAUUUUCAAAAAAUACAUUUCGUUUCGUUAACUGCUAGUUUAAAAUCUGGUUGUCAGUUUGUUCUAGUGUCCACGUAAAUAAGUCAUUCUAUUUCACUUGUUUUUUUGUUAUUACUUCAACAUUCGGUCAACAAUACACUAUAUUUUCUUUUUAAAUAAGUAUGUACAGUAUGGAAACCACUUAUUCUGGUUUUGUCAUAUUUUUCAUAUUCCUUUAAAUUAUUUAAGCACAUAAGUGUAAUGUUUACAGAUUCAUCAUUUUGAGUAGACUAUUUUGAAAAUGGAAUAUCUGGGUUCUGACUAAACCACAAUCUGUGUAAACGCUUUGGCAUUGCUACCUCAUUAAAUUAUAGUAGGGAAUUUUUUUAUUUUCUUCUUCUUCUUCUACGACACUACAGCUCAAAUUGAGCCUUGGCCUGCUUUAUUUUUUGCCUCCACCCUUGCUUGUCUGUGGCUGCUCUUCUCCAUACACGGACUCCUAAAAGGGCUUGUGCGUCGCUGUUUACUGUAUCACCCCAGCGCUUUCUUGGCUUUCCAACCGGUCUCCUUCCCUGCAUUCUAGCAUUCAGUGCUCUUUUCGCCUAUCCUCUCCCAUUCUUAUCCGUUCAUGUACGGCCCAUUGCAAUCUUUGUAUUCACAUUCAUAUUUAUUUUCACAUUCCAUUAAAUAUUUUUAAUUGCAACAAUGUCUUAAUUGAUAAGUUUGAUCUAUCUAAAUUUACUAUUUUACCCACUGGAUGUAACUUCAAGUAAAUAAUAAUGUGAACAAAUAAAUAAUAACCUUAAAUUGGUUACUAAGUUACUGUCAAUGGAGAAGUUUUGAACAACUUACGGUUUGCAGACGAUACAUUAAUAAUAACGCAUAACAAUGAUUUACAGAACGUAAUCCAACGCCUUAAUGAACGCUGGGAUGAGUACGGACUGAAGAUGAAUUUAAAGAAAACUAAAUGCAUGAUCAUAACUAAAUCAGCACACGUAAACAUCCAAUUAACUAUUGAAGAUACUGUGAUUGAGAGUGUGGAUAACUACAAAUACUUAGGAACAUGGAUAACAUCAAAUGUAGACCAAACCAAAGAAAUUAAGACACGUAUUGAAAUAGCACGUGCAUCAUUCAUUAAACUUAAAAAAGUUUUUUUGUUGUCGGGAUAUAAGGUUAGAACUACGCCUAAGGAUGCUUCGGUCACAGUAUAAAGAGAGACAGUAGAACCACUCUCCGAAAAAUUGGAAGUAAAAUCUUUAGUCGCGUAUGGCGACCGCGCAAUGUUCUUAGUCGCUUUUGCCCCACUCUCGCAUUGCUACUCGCAUUGAAACGUACGGAUUUUAACAGGGAAAACCCGCAUCCACCACUGGUGAAUUACCAAUUGCGUUCUGCCGGUAUUACUUCUUGAGAUCAAAGCGCCGACAGAAAAGUGGUUUUACUGUGGAACCUCUAUAUACUGUGCUUAGGUGUUACGUGUUUUCUACUCUUCUUUAUGGCUUGGAAGCGUGGACAUUAAAACAAGCCCAUCUGAAUAAGUUGGCCGCCUUUGAAUUUUGGUGUUACAGAAGAAUCCUACGAAUAUCAUGGAUUCAAAGAAUGUCAAACGUGGAAGUAACUAGAAGGAUAGGAAAGAAAGCGGUAAUAAUAUUAACUAUCAAAAGACGAAAACUUGAGUACUUGGGACAUGUGAUGAGAGGGCAAAAAUACUCAUUAUUACAACUUAUUAUGCAAGGUAAAUUCCGAGGAAAUCGAAAUGUGAGAAGACGAAGAAAAUCGUGGUUUAAGAACUUAAGGGAAUGAUUCGAAUGCAGUACUGCAGAGCUAUUUAGAGCGGCAGUCAACAGGGUCCGCAUUGCCACGAUGAUUUCCAAUUUCGAUAGAAGAUGGAACUUAAAGAAGAAGAAGGUUACUAAGUAUUUCUCGUAACUGUGUUACAACUUUGUAACAUGGACAAUUGGACUAUGUACCUUAGGACAGAACUGAUACAUGAUUCACACUUUUCUGCUCAAUUUUGCGACUUUGCACAGCAGCCGUUUCCUUUGAGGGGACAAAAUGUGUUGUAGCUGACGCUUGCCAUAGGUAUCUCUGGCGCUUCGGGAUGGAUCUUGAUUUUUUCAGAAAGCUUUUCCGAGAUCUUAGUCUACUUGGCUGAAUCUGGUGGUCAUACAAGGGGUGUCUUCGAUCCGUGUCCUGCUUCUUUCGUUCUAUAGCUGACGUGACCUGUCUUUUGAUAGGUAGAGGAGCGAUUCCAACUAUGGGGUAGACCUCUUCGAUAGGUGUCGGUUUCAAGCAAUCCGAUAUUAUACGAACUGUUUCAUUUUGAGACAAGUCGACGAUUUUAGCGUGAACAGAGUUUACCCACACUGGUGCUCCAAACUCCACGAUAGUAAAACAUAAUGCUAACGCAGAAGUGCAGAGUGUGUAGUUGUGCUUAUUCAUUUUGUAUUAAUUAGUUUGCGGAUGAUAUUAUUUCUUGCACUUAACUUUUUUUUGACAUCUUGACAGUUGUAAACACACACCUGGAUCAGUGGCGGCUCGUGACCUCAGUAUGCGGGUAGGCGACACAUAAUAUACCUUUAUAUAUACUCUAUACUCUACUAUACUCUACAUAUUAUAUACUCGUAUACCUAUAUACACAGUGUGUCACAUUUAAGAUGAAGAUAUCCCUAUAUUGCGGCUGUCAAUAUAAAUACAGAUUUAAAAUUUUGCAGUCAAGCGAGUGUGAUGGUUUACAUUUUUUAAGAUAGUCAUAGUCAACUCAAAUUUAAAUUUUAAACGCUAUCUACUGCGAAUCUACAAACAGGACGAAUUUUCGAUAUUUUGCUUCGCGUUAGAGAUAUCGGAAAAAGUUAUUUGAAAAAGUUGUUCCCAAUAUUAUUCUAACCCCACGUACCAAAUUUCAUGACAAAAUUCGCACUUUAGUUUUUUCAGUAUUUGUAGUCAGGAUCCUAAAACAUACAAUUGGCUAUCCCGAGAUGCAGCUCGGGACAACGAUUGCCGAAGGCGCAAAAAAUGUAGUUCCCAAAAAGUUCCCGGAAAUUCUCGUCCACUCACUAGGGCUAGACAAGCCACAGUGCUGUGCUUAGCGUAAGAAUGAGAGACGCAUAUCAUUCUGUUCUGUUCUUUAGGUUAGGCGGAUUUUAAAGUGCCUGACCAUAGGGUAGUGCGAUAAUAGAAAUGAGUACUACUACGAGGAGCGUACAAUAAUUACAACUUCGAAGAGAAAUUAAAGAGUAGCUUUUUUUAUUUUAGAUAGGUACUUACGUAUUGUGUCAAAAUUUAUAAAUUACAAUUUUGAAAUAAGUAAUUUAUAUUAAUAAACAAUGUAUUAUUUUAUUGUACAUUUGAAGAAGUCAGGCAGCGCCUACCUUGCCUACCCCGACGGGCCGCCCCUGACCUGGAUUGGGUUUCAGAUGGUUUUUAUAAUAGUUUAGUGCUAAAUCUUGAAGGGCAUUUGCCAGUUUUACUUCGACUUUAUUGAAGAUUCUUCCCCGAGCUCUCUCAGCUGUAUCAUCAGCGUAAAUAAAUUGAGGGGGCCAGAUGUAAAAGGGUUUAAGUGCAGUUUUGAUAGUUUUGAGAUAAUCAGUUUCAAAGUUGUUUGAGUUUUAUAAAUUCUAGGAGUCAUUAAACUAAAAUAUGUCUAGCGUACAAUGUACUAUAAAAUGAUAAAAAUAUAAGGGCAUAUUGUUACUCUUACUAUAUCCUUCCUUUUUUCAAUUAUUAAAAAAAUGUACUUGAAUCGGUACAUGGUGUUGAUAAAUGUUACUGGUAAAACGGUUCAAGUGCAGAUGUUAACUACAUAUUACUAAUCAUUUUUGUCCCAGUUAUCCACAGUGUAACUACAACUGGCACGUUGCAUAAUACUUAAUUAGUCUUCAAAAUUGGUCACAAAUCUAAUAUUUAUUUACUUGAAAUUAAUUCUGUAUUAACAUGUGUUUACACAUUACAGAAUACUAAAAAUAGUUUUGUGGUAAAAUGGUUCAAGCGCACUUAAACCCGUUUAUUACUAUUUGUUUUUACAGAAUACUAAAAAUAGUUUUGUGGUAAAACGGAUCAAGCGCACGGUUAAACCUGUUUACUACCAAAGCAAAUUGCAAUUGUUUUCAGCGAACUAAAUGUAAUGGCGAUAGAUGGCGACUGUAGGGCGAAAUAUGCUUAAAUCGUUUUACCACUAAGUUCUAAUACCAUUUAAGUAUGCGAAUCUGUACUUAGAGUAAAAUUUUAAAAAAGUGCACUUAAACCCUUUUACUUCUAACCCCCUCAAUUGUCUUUGUCAAUAUUGGUUGGUCGUUGGUGUAUAAUAUGUUGUAUUGUAUAAAAUCGGCGCCAGGACACUUCCCUGUGAGAGCCCAUUUUUUGACUCCUCCACCGAAAGUAGUUACGUUUUCCGAACGUGUUCCAAUCCGUGGUCUACAAUUAUUUCUUCCUGUGGUUUCGUCUUUGACUGUGACGGAGAUGUUUCGAAAUGCAUAGUGCUGAGAUCCACAUCAUAUUUAGGUACAAGUCUUUUCUUUACAAUUAAAAUUGCGGAUAGGUUAUCUUCUGCGAUUGGGUAUUUAUGACAGACGGGUAUUUACAAUAGCUCUCCAAUGUGUAAAUAACCGCAACUAGAGGGAAUGCUCUCUUUUCAGUUUAGGCGGUAUUCUUCAACAUAAAUACAUGUUAAUGUAUUGCUCUGACCACGUUAGUUAUUAUAUUUUUAUCCAGUGAAUAAUUUUUAAGCUAGAAAUAAAUAUUCUGGGAUUCAAAUUGUGCUUUUACAAUGGUUACUCAGUUUUAAUAUAAGUUAUACAGAAAUAUCAUUAAUAGAUGUAAUGGUAAUUGGUUCUGGUUUUGUGAUGUGGAACACAUAAUAAAUUAUGUCAUCAUGUACAGAUAAAAAGUUUAAGAUAUUUCAAUAUAUUUACUUAUUUUAUGACGAUUUCUAGAGAAUGAAUUUUAAAAUAAAACCAAAAAUAUUAUUAUUUUGACAAAAACUAUCGAACUGCCGAAUAGUUAUAGUAAGUCUGUGUACUUUGAGGUCUAUUAAGCAAAAUUGCUUCAUGUUUGUUAAGAUUUUAUGGAAAUGAAAUGUACAAAGUUUAAUUGAGAUUUAUCCUAUCAACUAUAAUCUCCUUUUUUCGUUAUUUUUUAUAGUGAUAUGUGAUAUGUCAUAUUAUAUUUAAAUUUUGAUCUUUUUAAUAAUUAUAUUCUACUUGAAAUUUUAAUAUUUUUUUAAUCUUUUCGAAAUGUUAUUAAAUAAUUUAUUACAAAUAGAGAUUUCGAAAACAGUUUACUAUGGUUUGUUAUUAAACCAGGAGGAAUAAACUAAAAAGACAGAUUCACACCCAAGAAAGUUUACAAAAAUCACCAAAUACAUCUUCUUUUUUGGUUGAUCAUAUCGGCCUUCGACGGCAGUCCGUACAUAUUAUAUUAUACUAAUACUUCGCUAAAAAAUUAUAAAAACAACUGUUUUUCAUAUAAAAGUAGACUAAAAUCUAAAAAUUAAAGGAAUAACGCAGAAAACACAAAAAAUCGCCUAUAUAACUUAAUUAACCUAUGAAAUGCCAGUAGUGUCAAAAUUUCAUGAAUGUCAUUAGUGUCAAAAUUUCAUAACAGUGGAGUAAACUUGCAUGAGGUUGGAUCAAUUACAAACAAGCAUUACGGCGUGGUAAAUUUGAAUUACUCCUCUUGGUAUAAAAUCAGAUCAUAGAAUAUUCGAAUUUUUAACUUUUCAUUAGAAGUAAGACCUUAUUUGUGGCUUAAUUAACGAAAUGUGGGGUGUUUUAAAAGGUCAACAUAAGAAAUCCUAAUGUUUUGGUAUGCAUUUAAGAUAGUACAAGACAGGCAUUGUUUUUAAUAAAGAAAUAAUAUGAUACAUAUUUUUUUGACUGCUCCGAACAAUUUUAUAUGACUGAUAUUUUACAAGAUAUGCAUUGUCUUCCCUCUCCUUUUGUCGUUAAUCUUUUUUAGCAUUGUUCAGAAUAGCCUUUAAGGAAAGGUAGGCCUGAGAUUCAACCAUCUUCCAAUGAGAAUUGAGUCUGCUGAUCAUUUAUAUGAAUAUUUUUAAAUUUGACACAAAUUAGAAUUGCAGAUAUUAACGUAAUGUUUUCUGCAUUAGGUCAAUGAAUAACACAGUUAAUGAACACAAACAUCAAUCAUAUUUUAGGGUAACUUUAAAUUAUGUAAAUGCGAUUGUUAUGAUUUAAAAUUUCUAAUCUAAAUUUCUAAAAUCUGCGGACUAUUACUGUUGUCAAAAUAAGUAUUUGAUGCUGCAUCACACACGAAAAUGCAUGAAAUAGAUAGUUCCAUGAAAUAGAAAUCUCGUAAGGUAUCAUUCUUAAUGAAAAGGUAAAAUGUAUCGAAUUUGACUCAAUUCUAUUAAGAAUUUUAUAAUAUAUAAAAAUGUUAUGAUUUUUAAUGAUUCCCCAUUUUGUGAUUUUAUAUAAAGAAUGUAAGUGACUGAAUUUAUAUUUAAUUUAUUUACUAUUAAAACGAAUGGUUGUUGUAUAUUCAGCGUAUAGAAAAUUUAAUAUAUUAUGAUGUUAAUUA